Amphimedon queenslandica is the source of this 887-nucleotide messenger RNA. RefSeq lists its product as uncharacterized. The record is from RefSeq and is a predicted model, not a curated record. The coding region runs from base 3 to 665 and encodes 220 amino acids. The transcript is spliced from 3 exons. Lineage: Eukaryota; Metazoa; Porifera; Demospongiae; Haplosclerida; Niphatidae.
CAAUGCAUGCGGCUCGCUAUAUAGACAAAUUUCCAGCAUUAGUGAUAUAUGAUCAGUUUGUUGAAGAAGCCCAGAGAGUAUUGAAAGUGGAAAACUUAAGGAAGGUAGCAUUUGACAGGUGGACAGAUGUGCAACCAUGCAUUCUUGAUUUGGGCAAAAGAGAAAGACAAAAAAAAAGUAUCUCGGACAUAUUCUCUACAAUGGAUUCUGAAGGUAUUUGUCAAAAUACUACUGUGAUAAUUGUCAAUUUUUUAGAAUACAAUAAUAUACUGCCAAUGAUACUAUUAGUAUAUUUAGUUCCAUCUGAUAGUCGUCAAAAAGUAGACCAUGAAGCUAUCAUUUCUUUUAUACCUGCAUCAGUAGAUAUUAAAAGAACCGCAACAUCAGUUCAUUCCCCUACACCAACUCUUCUUUGUUGUUUGGAAUUAAAAAAAUCGAUUCUAGUAGUGGACAAAACUGUGGUUUUGGAGCUGCCGAUAGAGGAGAGUGCAAUAGCCUUACUGAUAUCAUAUUACAACUUUAAUAUAGGUUAUCCUAAAGGAUUUCACCGUUACUUUAUGCUACUUGAGAUGCUACUACUUGAUAUCAAACAAGCUAAAGUUGAUCGAAAAGUCCAAACUAUUUUGUCCUGUCUUCACAAGUCGUCAGCUAGUAUUGAACCCUAAACUGAAAGAAAUAAUUAAUUAUGGUAUAAACUAUUAUAGGCACUUUUACUAUGUCACUUAUAGAAAUAAACUUUAUUGAGAUACUUUUAUACAUAGAGACUUAUUUAUAGGUACUUUUUAGACACUUUCAUUGAUCUUUUAUUGUUAGAUUUAUAGUAUUUAUUUUUUAAAUAUUUUUUGUUUAUUUGAACUAUCCACUGUGCAAAUGUUGCGGAACCACUA